Pseudocercospora fijiensis CIRAD86 is the source of this 1836-nucleotide messenger RNA. RefSeq lists its product as uncharacterized. The transcript has a single exon. The coding region runs from base 1 to 1836 and encodes 611 amino acids. The record is from RefSeq and is a predicted model, not a curated record. Lineage: Eukaryota; Fungi; Ascomycota; Dothideomycetes; Mycosphaerellales; Mycosphaerellaceae.
AUGCCUUCAAACAGAAUUGCCGGUGCAGUGCGAUUCGAAAAUACAUACCGGAGUAACGGCAGUAAGUAUGCAUGCACUCAUCGUCAAUGUCACUCCACAUUCGGCACUGCCACAAGAUGCUUCUUCCAUUAUCGCACGAAGCAUGACGGUGAGAAAGAGGUGAAAUGCCCAUCUUGUGACAAGAAGUUCACCUCUGUACUCGGCUUGCAGAUCCACCUCGACGCUCAUGACGGCAUUAAGAUCAAGUGUCCGGUGCCAGGCUGCCCCAAAACCUGCAGCCAGCGCGGCGAUGUGCUCAGACAUCUGAGAGGUGUGGCACACAAGAUCGAUUUACCGAUAGUGGACCAAAAAGGCGCCAAAACUGCAAAGUACUACGCGGAUUGCAGGUCUAAGUAUUCGGAGUGGUGCUCGCAACAACACUUUCACGAUCCAGAUCUUUCCUUCUUUGAGUCGCAAGUGUUUCCGUCCAACCAGUCGCACGUGGACGUCGACGCAAUGUCCUCUUCAGGUGUCGGCAUUGAUCGCAGCGAGCAGAUUCAGCAAACUACACCAAAGUCGAUCAUCGAUGAUUUUCAGCAUACAAUCAUUUUCGAUCACGGCAAGGUUGUCAGAGCGAUCAGCCAACACAAGUAUCGCGAACAUUUCGAAGAGUAUUUCGGCAAGAAUACUCGUCGACUGGAAAAGCUCCGUGGACCUUUGGUCUUUCACGGCCUGAUGGCUAUGCAGAUUCUCUCUUGGGAGCAGCGCAGACGAGAUCGACCGCUCGAUGAUGGAGAUGACCUCUUACUUUGUUUGCUCGACACCGCAAAACGGUUUGACCUCGACAGCUAUCACAUGCUACCGAUCCCCUACGAAAACCACGCCAAAAGCGUCCUGUACGGGUGCGUAUACGCGUUGUACUGCAUGAUCCAAUAUGACCCCAAAACUCUGCUGUACACUGACGUCUGCCACACGUUCGAAAAGCUUGGAGAUAAGCACGAUGUCACUGAUGUGCAAGACUUCAUUGAAUGGAAAGACGUACAUUCGAAGGACCUUGGCACGAUAACGGAUGCGUACCGCGACUCAUGGAAAGACGCAUACCUCCGAGCUGCGGCACGAUGGCUGCAGAAUUCUUCUGACAACGAAUUUAGCUUCAUAGAGCUUGUCCGAAUCAAUCUCGACAAACGCAUUCAGCAAUACAAAGUCGGAUGCGCUCUCCAAGAGUUUGUGGUCGAACACAAAUCCCCCGAUCUGGUCCGCUUUGCGACCAUUUUCUCCUACGACAAUGAGGAUGACACGAGUCAUGAGUUCUUCGUCGAGCAAUUCCAGGAUCUGAUGCCCAAUGCCUCGCAAGAGUUUCGUCACAAGGCGUGCAGUUCUUUGCUCCUCGCCAGCGCCUCCGCCUGGUAUACUUGCUGGCCAGAGCAGAGUUUUACAACCCUCCUGGAACGAGACGUCGAGCGCUUCAACGAGAUGUUUGAGCAUGAUGAUCCGCCAGCCUAUCAUGGUCGCACUGAUGACGAGAUCUAUCGCUUGGUGUAUGGUUGCUAUCUCAUGGCAAGGAUGAGUCCGGAUACAUUGACGCCAGAGAACUUUGCCAAAAUCAUUGAGAGCUUUCUGAUACCACUGAUCACGCGCGGAGGUGCUUCUAUGUCCAAGACAAGUCAGGCAAUCACCGACCUGAAACUUGAUACCUCGUCUAAAUACGUGUGCAGCGUUGUUAAGGGAGUGCUUCAAGGCUGGCUGGAAGGGAAUGAGCAUGAUGGAGUGCAAUUGCUUGAAACCCUUCUGAAAGGGCUCAUCGAAUUCAAGCUGGAAUGCAUGAACGCGCUGAAGUUGCGAAGCAAGAAGUCUUAA